AGGAUCGUUUAGUGAUAUGUUUAUAAGAGAUACUAUUAAUUGGGUAGAUUGGUCAUCCCCGAGCUCUCCGUUUUUAGAACCUAAAAAGGGUAUACAAAUACUAGCUCCCACACAAGGUGAUAGUUUUGUAAGUGAAUAUAUUAAAAUAAUAAAGCUAUUAUAUGCUAUUGCUAUUGGCAAGGAUUUAGAUGAUAUAGAUGUUAAAGUAAAAUUUCUUUGUGGAUUAUCACCUGACAAUGAAAAGCGUGUGAAUGAGUUUGGUGUUAAAAAGCCUUUAACUGAAAUAUUUGAAUACCUAGUUAAGUCUUCUACCGAUCCGAAUAUUAUAAAUUUACCGGAACUAUUAGAGCGGAUUCUAUAUUUCUUAGCGGUAGAUAAGUCACUUUAUCCUGCUCUAUUUGUUUGCCGAUUGUGGUAUAAAUGUGCUGUUCCUAGCUUAUGGAAAUACAUUGAACUAAAGGGGAAUAAUCUGAAAUAUAGUCAUUAUUUCCCAGAUGAUUAUACUUAUCAUGAGAGAAAUCGUACUCGAUGGAAAAGAUUUAUAAAAAUAAUGAAUGAAAAGCGUAAGCCAGCUUGUGUCUUGAAUGUAACUUAUCUAGAAAUUACUUAUUACCAUUCACUAUCGGAUAACAAAAUAAAAGGUAUUGUGGAUACCUUUCCAAAUAUAAUUCAUUUAGAUUUCAAAGAUAGC
This is a messenger RNA of Dentiscutata erythropus, 691 nucleotides long. The record is from the annotation of a GenBank genome assembly. NCBI's taxonomy places the organism in Eukaryota, Fungi, Glomeromycota, Glomeromycetes, Diversisporales, Gigasporaceae.